This is a messenger RNA of Rhagoletis zephyria (snowberry fruit fly), 867 nucleotides long. RefSeq lists its product as uncharacterized. NCBI's taxonomy places the organism in Eukaryota, Metazoa, Arthropoda, Insecta, Diptera, Tephritidae. The record is from RefSeq and is a predicted model, not a curated record.
GUAGAAACGAAUUCAAGUUUUACAAAUGUUCCGUCCAGCCCACUAUGGUCCCAAUUCCGUUUUUUUUGGCAUAAAGUCAAGAAACUUGUUGAUAGAUUUUUACAAAAAAAGUACGUAUUCUUAACAGAAACGCGUCAGGGAACUCAUAUUAAAAAAUUUAAAAGUGUUGGGGGCAACACUGUACCUAAUAUAAGCUGUCAAAGUGGAAGUAUUGAAAUUGUUUCUUUUAACAAUAACUGUUGUGUGGAAAAGCUGUAAACAAAAACAAGUGUAAAUUUAAAGCGUUGUGAAUUAGUAAAAAAAAAUAAAAUGCAAAACUUUAGCCAAGAAACAUUCGUAUUUCAACACGAGGAAUUGCUCAACAUUUGGGAAGAAUGCGGCCGCAAAAGCGACGUUGUUUUCGAAUGGGUGAUUAAAAAGAUUAAAAACAACGAGCUUAGUUUGGAAAAAAAGGAUGACAUUCGAAAAAAAAUACGAAAUUUGUUUAGCUAUGUGACAAAAAAACUUUCGAAUUGCAACAGAUCGUUAAAAAGAUUUAAAGAAAAGCACGCAACAUGGAUUUCUGCAACCGCUGUUAUUUCGAUUAGCGACAAAGAUUAUGAAAAACCCUGUUCAAGUAAAAUUGGACGACCACAAGUAAAUUAUACAUGCGCAAAGGACAGAAUGAAGCGAAAGCUGGCAAAUGAUCUUUCAUCAGAACAAGAUCAUAAUACUGAUUUAAUGGUUCAUGCAACUAAAAUUUCUGCUAGGAAAUCUAACAAUAAGGACCUGACGUUUGUUUUAAAACAUAUUACAAGUUCUCCGACGCGGCCUAACUUCCGCAGGGAUCGAACCCGCGUCAUCGAUGUGCAAACUUCUACGGCUUAG